This is a messenger RNA of Armigeres subalbatus, 1698 nucleotides long. RefSeq lists its product as uncharacterized. The record is from RefSeq and is a predicted model, not a curated record. Bases 1 to 1698 code for a protein of 565 amino acids. Lineage: Eukaryota; Metazoa; Arthropoda; Insecta; Diptera; Culicidae. The transcript is spliced from 2 exons.
AUGUUCCUGCAAGUACUCAUGCGUCCAGAAGACCAACAGUGCCAGAGGUUCCUCUGGUAUGAUGAAGAUGGGACCCUCUCCAUAUACGUUCUCCAGGUGAUGACAUUCGGGGCCUGCUGCUCCCCUAGCAGCGCCCAGUUCGUGAAAAACAUAAACGCCGAGCGCUUCAAGGGGGAUUAUCCAGCGGCGGUUGAAGUGAUCCAGAAACGGCACUACGUUGACGACAUGCUGGUGAGUGUGGCAACAGAGAAAGAAGCUGUUGAACUCGCCUUGCAAGUGAAGAAGGUACACGCAGCUGGCGGCUUCGAAAUCCGUAAUUGGAUCAGCAACUCCAAAUGCGUCGCUGAAGCCUUAGAGGAGAACAACACUGAAGAAAAAAACCUCGAUCUUUCACCGGAAUUAGCCACGGAAAAGGUGCUUGGUAUGUGGUGGUGCACCGACGUAGACACCUUUACCUACAAGGUUGGGUGGGACCGAUACGGCCGAGCGCUGCUGGAGGGACAACACCGGCCAACAAAACGACAAAUGCUGCGUGUACUUAUGUCCGUGUUCGAUCCGCUAGGAUGGCAAACCUGGCUCAAAGUCCUUCCUACAAUCGAAAAGAUCAGCACUCCUCGGUGCUACAUCAGCGAGUCAAGCAUCCACUACGGAGACAUACAGCUUCACACGUUCGUGGAUGCAAGUGAAAACGGUAUCGCGGCUACCUGCUACUUACGAUUCAAACAUCAAGAUGUUGUUGAGUGCAAAAUUAUCGCCGCCAAAACCCGAGUCGCGCCGUUGAAAUUCCUCUCUAUACCUCGCCUAGAGCUUCAGGCGGCCCUGAUCGGCUCUCGACUUGCCCGAACACUCUCCGAAGCCCUCACGAUUUACAUUACCCGUCGAUUCUUCUGGUCUGACUCCCAAGAUGUCCUGUGCUGGAUCAGAUCGGACCACCGCCGUUACUCACCAUUUGUAGCGUUUCGGGUUAGCGAAAUUCUCGAGCUGACGGAGAUGACUGAAUGGAGGUACGUCCCCACCGAUCUGAACGUUGCGGAUAAUGGAACAAAAUGGAAAGGACUUCCAAAUCUGAAGCCCCAAGCGAGAUGGUUCAACGGCCCACAAUUUCUGUAUCUCGCCGAAGACCAUUGGCCACGCACGUCGAAAGGCUCAGGAACCACCGACCUCGAACUCCGUCCUAGUGCAAUGGCACACUUCACCGCAUCCGAUCCCAUCGUACAAGUGAACGACUUCUCCAAUUGGGGUCGAUUAGUUCGAGUCAUUGCGUUUGUGCAACGUUUCUCCAAUAAUUGCAAAUUGAAGCGCUUGAAGAAGUCUAUAACAAGCUGCCCUUUUUUCAGCUCAGAAAUAAACUUGGCUGAAUCAUAUCUACUACGCCAGGCGCAAUCGGAAAGGUAUACCGAUGAAGUCGCUCUUCUCCAACGAUCGCAAGAUGAGCCGACGCUGCCGCUUAAAACACCGUUACCAAAAACAAGCCCGCUGCACCAAAAAUCACCUUGGCUGGACCAGAAUGGAGUUUUACGAAUGCGAGGCCGCAUCACCAACUGCGAUUACGCAACUGAAGACGCCAAAAAUCCAAUUAUCCUUCCACGUGACCACCCAACCACCAAAUUGAUUAUUGCACAUUUCCACCAAAAAUUACACCAUCAGAACCACGAGACCGUAAUCAACGAAAUUCGACAGAAAUACAGUAUUCCGUAG